AUGGGUUUUUUUAAUCCUCACUCAGUAACCAUUCUUUUUCGAAGUCCUUAUACCGACAUUCCACAACAUGAACCUGAGGGUAGUAGUUUUUGCCCUGCACAUACACCAUGGAAAGAACAAGAUUUUACAAUUGUGCACCAGAAUAUUCGAGACCGUGUUUCGCCGGGAAGAGGAGUUGGCGCUUACAUUAGCAACAGCUUAAAUUAUGUUAGAAGUCUCGAUUUGGAAACUUAUGAUGUCGAAUGCAUUUGGUUACAAAAAUUUUCCGAUUACACAAAGUCUUUUAUUGUUAGUAUACUUUAUCGACCACCGAAUACCUCAAAACACCUCAAUAAAAACUUUAACAAUAAUCUUCAAAAAACUUUACCAAAAAUGAAUAACGGAAACAAAGAACUCAUAAUACUGGGACACAUUAACUGUAAUUAUCUUAUAAAAAAUAACAAUAAACCUUUGAAAGAUUUACUAUCAUUAAAUGGCCUUAUACAAACCAUCAAGGGACCAACAAGAAUUACGGACACCACUGAGUCGCUUAUUGAUGUUAUUUUGACAACAAAACCCGAGAAUCUAAUGGAAAUUAAAAUCGCUUCAACCGCUCUGAGUGAUCAUUAUGCCAUUGGGUGCAAAAGAAAACUUAAUAACAUUAAACAACAGUAUGAAACAAUAAAAUGUAGAGAUUAUUCAAAUUACAAUUCUGGUGAAUUAUCUCGCGAUUUGAGUAAUGAAAACUGGGAUUCAGUUUAUGCUGAACGAAAUCCUAAUAACGCCCGGGAUACAUUGAGAGAUAUUGUAAGUCGGAAUUUCAAAAAGCAUGCCCCAAAUAUUACCAUAAAAGUCAAAGGUAAAAAAUCACCAUGGUUGACACGUGAUAUAAAAUCGGAAAUGAAUUACCGAGACAGAAAGUUUCGUAAAUCAAGAACUUCCACCGACUUUGAAAAAUUCAAGAGUCAAAGAAACAAAGUAAAUAACCUUGUUAGAAAAGCUAGAAACGAACAUAUUAAAUCUUUUAUUAUUGACGGCAUAAGAAACUCAAAUGCAAAAUCUAUCGCAUCACGUUUUUGUUCUUACUUCUCUACCACCGUUUCGAAACUGAAAGCCAAGGCAAUGCCACUGAAAAAUUUCAUCUGGGCAAAACCGAAGGAAAGUAAUUUGAAAACAAGUACUACCUUUGAAUUCACUGAGGUCACAGUUAAUGAAGUUUUCGUGCAUCUCAAGAAACUCAAACGUAGUAAGGCUUGUGGUUCUGACGAUCUUCCACCAGGCAUGUUGAAAGAGAGCGCAAAACACUUAGCAAAGCCUCUUUGCCAUGUCAUCAAUGCCUCACUAAGAUCUGGUAUAAUGCCGUCCGAUUUCAAGCUGGGACAAGUGACGCCCAUUCACAAAUCAGGACGUAAAGAUGACAUGGACAAUUAUCGUCCAAUUACCGUCUUGCCUGUUUGUUUGAAAAUUCUGGAAAAAUGUAUUCACAACCAGUUAUGUAAAUUUUUAGAGCAGAAUAAACUGUUAUCUGAAACUCAAUUUGGCUUUAGAAAGAAAAGAAACACGGAACUUGCUGCCACACUAUUUCUUGACACAAUAAGAAGGAAUAUAGACAAUGGAGAGUUAACUGGUGCAAUCUUCAUAGAUCUUAGCAAAGCCUUUAAUUCGCUAAGUCAUGCACAAAUCAUUGAAAGCCUGAAAAGUCAUGGUGUUACAGGAAUUGAAAAGGAACUUUUCAUUGACUACCUCUUUGGUCGGAAGCAAACUGUGAAAAUAAAUAAUGAAACAUGUGAACCUGAGUCAGUAACCUGUGGUGUACCUCAGGUUACUGACUCAGACCUCUCUUUCACCAACUCCUACAAGUAUAUUGGUGUAAAAUUGGACCAAACUCUUUCACUAUUUGAGCACAUCGCGUCGACAUACAAGGAGAUUAUACUUGCUUCAGAUAAUCAGACCUCAGUUAACCAUCGAGACUGCAACAACAAUAUACAAGACCAUGUUGAUACCAGUUUUCACGUAUUGUUCAAUCAUUACAUGUUAUUCUACCAAGACGUAUCAGCUAAAGUUGGAAAAUUUAGAAAAGCGAGUAAAUCGUAUUAUAUUCAAGAAGAACGUGCCAAGAAAAUCUACACCAGCACCAAUUAA
Hydractinia symbiolongicarpus is the source of this 2121-nucleotide messenger RNA. RefSeq lists its product as uncharacterized. The record is from RefSeq and is a predicted model, not a curated record. NCBI's taxonomy places the organism in Eukaryota, Metazoa, Cnidaria, Hydrozoa, Anthoathecata, Hydractiniidae. The transcript is spliced from 4 exons. Gene Ontology annotation, molecular function: catalytic activity. The coding region runs from base 1 to 2121 and encodes 706 amino acids.